AUGGGGGUGACAUGUUUUACCCAAGAGCUUGCAUGCCCAAACUCGCCCAUAAGAAUGUUCAUGGCCUUAAUCCAGUAUUCCAGUACCUUAAUCCCCAAGCUGCUGCCUCAAUUCAUAAAGAGUGUGGAGGUCAUUGAAGGAGAUGCGGCAGCAGGAAAUGGGAGCAUUGAACAGGUCAAUUUCACUCGAGGUAGCCAUUUCAAGUAUGUGGAGCACAUAAUUGAUGCUGAGCUUGACAAGGAGAAGCUUGUGUGCAAAUACACCCUGACUGAGGGUGGCCCAUUGGGUGACAAGCUUGCAUCCAUUGCUUAUGGUGUUAGGUUUGAAGCAGCUAGCAAUGGUGGGUGCAUCUAUAAAAUAACAAGUGAAUACACCGCCACUGGGGAGCUUCAAGAGAAGGAAGAAGAAAUCAGGUCAGGCAAAGAGAGUGCGAUGGGGAUUUACAAAGUUUUGGAAGCCUACAUCUUGGGCAAACCCCAUGCUCAUAUUUAA
Messenger RNA from Diospyros lotus (date-plum), 492 nucleotides. Its product is annotated as pathogenesis-related protein STH-2-like. Gene Ontology annotation, molecular function: protein phosphatase inhibitor activity; abscisic acid binding; signaling receptor activity. Gene Ontology annotation, cellular component: nucleus; cytoplasm. Gene Ontology annotation, biological process: abscisic acid-activated signaling pathway; defense response. NCBI's taxonomy places the organism in Eukaryota, Viridiplantae, Streptophyta, Magnoliopsida, Ericales, Ebenaceae. The record is from RefSeq and is a predicted model, not a curated record.